This is a messenger RNA of Phanerochaete carnosa HHB-10118-sp, 1819 nucleotides long. RefSeq lists its product as uncharacterized. Gene Ontology annotation, molecular function: acyltransferase activity. NCBI's taxonomy places the organism in Eukaryota, Fungi, Basidiomycota, Agaricomycetes, Polyporales, Phanerochaetaceae. Bases 15 to 1271 code for a protein of 418 amino acids. The record is from RefSeq and is a predicted model, not a curated record. Gene Ontology annotation, cellular component: endomembrane system. The transcript is spliced from 8 exons.
AGCAUUUGACCAGGAUGGCUGCCCCCACCGAGCUCCACACGCUGGAGAUCUCCCAACGACCUCGUAAGACCUGGGCGCAGACCUUCAAUGCCGUCUUAUUCUUCCUCGUGUUCAACCUCGGCUGUCUCAUGAUUAGUGGCUUCCAGUUCGCCUGUCUCCUCCCCCUAAGGCUUCUGCCAUUCCCAGAGGCGCAGAAGUGGUACGAUGAGGGUAUCAGAUACAGUAAAGGUGCUUGUGGCACGCUACUCGUGUUGGUAACUCAACUGUUUGCACCCGCUUCAUUGGUGGUCUCUUUCGAGCGCAAUGGACCCGGAGCGUUCUCCAGAGAAGAGCUUGACCGGCUCGUCGUCCGAGAUGGGUCCGGAAGGGUCACUGCUUUGCAGCUGCCGCCGAAAGCGGUCUGGAUCGCAAACCACCAGAUGUACGCGGAUUGGUGGUACGUAUGGUGUCUAACGUACUUCGCUGGAUCGUACAAGGACGUGUUCAUCGUUUUGAAGAAGAGUCUCAAGUGGCUGCCUAUCAUUGGAUGGGGCAUGCAACUCUAUAAUUUUAUCUUCCUGAGUCGUUCAUGGGCCUCGGACCGACUGCACCUCGCCAAGUCGCUUUCAUGGCUCAGUGCCCAAGCCGAGAAGCGGGAUACUCCUCUUACAUUCGUCUUGUACCCUGAGGGUACGCUCGUCAGCAAGCACACAAGACCGCUCAGCAAAAAGUACGCGGACAAGAUGGGCUUUCCAGACAACCGCAACAUGCUACUUCCUCGGUCAACUGGGUUACAAUACUCUCUGCGAGCAUUGUCUCCUCGCAUUCGUAGUCUACAACUUAUAGAUGUCACAGUGGCGUACCCAGGCAUACCUCCUCUCGGCUAUGGACAGUCAUACUAUACCCUUCGUUCAAUCUUCAUGGAUGGAGUCCCACCACCCCAGGUUCACAUGCACGUCCGAAAGUUUGAUGUCUCGCGAGAUGUUCCAAUAGGCGACCUGUCCAAAGUCAACCCGUCAAAACUUCCGAAUGUUUCGGGCGGCCCCAUGAAAGAGUCUGCCGAGACUGACGUCCCGCAAGAUGAAAAGGACAAGUUCGACAAAUGGCUCCGGGAGCUCUGGACCGCGAAGGACCACGAUGUGGAUCGGUAUCUGGACUGCGGCUCGUUCGUGAACGACCCCUCUCUGCGCGUGGAGAUACCCAUCGCCAUCCGCCGAAAACGCGAGAUCUUGGAUGCCUUCUGCUUUUUCAUUCCCGCUCUUCUGGGAUGGAUAUUUUCGAGACUGAAGUAGAGGACAAGUGGAGGGGCCCAGAAUGUAUUUUCUGAUACCAAUGUACUCGGAUCGCUUGACAUACGUCGCUUUUUGUAUUCAUGCACCUGUACUCAUCUCUAGCAAAUGAAUCUUCAUUUCUGCGGAGCUGUCCAAAAUGGUCUGUGCGAUUUGAACUUCCUCGGGCACUUCAGGGAGACGCGAGGCGUCGCUCGGGAUGUUCAAUGUUGAGCGACCCGGGCACAGCCGAGAGAUGCAGUGUCGGGCACAGGACACUGGUAGCCGGAUAUCAGAGGGUGCCUGCUCCUGACUGGAGGCGCUGCUGCUCAAUCCUAUUGACCAGGAAAAGGCUAGUGUCGAGGAAGCGUUCGACGCAGUUGGCGAGGCAACUUGACUCUGAUCGCGAGAAGCUGUUACCCGGGGUGCCAGUAAUGCACUUGUCCCAGCACAUGCUGGUAAAGUUGUGGAUGCUUGCAUUAAGCCGCUGCUGUGCUUGCUCGUUCUCGACAAACGUUUGGAUUUCCUUGUCGCCUCGUCCAACUGGUCAGCCAUGUUUGGGAGCAGGAGGU